AAUCCACCAAGCGAAGAGAGUACAGUACACAUUUGGAACACAGGAGGGAUAAAGCCUGAACGUUUUCUCUCUCUUGCUUGCACACACUUUCUCUUGCACAGACCCUGUGUGCUAGGAAUUCUUAGCUUGUCUUCUUAUCCUCACUUGGCUCUGCUUGUUCAGACACCAGUGGAACCAGUCAUUCCCCUGAAAAGUAGUAGCAAUGCUGCAAUUUUGGAACACAAGAGGCAAAUAAUGAAGAAGCAACGGAGGCAACCCAGAAGAAAAUGGAAAGGCAUCAAAGUGGGGGAGGAUAUAUUAUAGCUUAAUGGGUGUAAGUGAGUCAAACUUGAAAGCAUUUCAUCCUGCCCUGCAAGCUGUGAAUGCUGUAGAAGCAAGCUCUUCAAAGGGUAGCCUGUGAAUACAGAUUUGCAUGAGAAAUAGAAGAUGGCUUUUGGCACCAGGCAAGCUAAACCCAGUAUUCCUUUUGUGCAAUAGAUACAUCAGCCUUUCAUCCCUGAACAAAAUAAAGGAGUCAGUCAUCCAGGGCCCUGUGCACACAGGGUGGCCCCAAAGCCAAUUUCAGAAGACUUGCUUCACUGCAGUUCCAUUCUCCUUGUGUUUUUAAGUGCAGUCCCUGGUUGCUACCAACUGAUGGAAUCCGCUGGUCGCUGGGACCAUGGCCCGUCCAACAGCAGCACCUAUGAGGUUGAGCUCAGAAACGGCUCCAAUUCCACUUCUCAGUUUACCGGCGUGCGGAUGAUCCAGUCUUUCAAGCCUCUGAUCAUUCCCUGCUACACUUUGGUUGUGCUGGUGGGCAUUUUUGGGAACUAUCUCCUCCUCCACGUUAUCUGUAAGACUAAGAAAAUGCACAAUGUCACCAACUUCUUCAUUGGAAACCUGGCCUUUUCUGACAUGCUGAUGUGUGCAACCUGUGUCCCUUUUACUCUAGCAUAUGCCUUCAACCCCCAGGGAUGGGUCUUUGGGAAGUUCUUGUGCUAUUUUGUGUUCCUGAUGCAGCCCAUGACGGUAUAUGUGUCUGUCUUCACCCUCACGGCUAUCGCAGUAGACAGGUACUACACCACUGUGCACCUCCUUAAGAAGCGCAUUUCCUUUACUACCUGCGUGUACAUCAUCGGUGGGAUCUGGCUGCUCUCGGGUGCCUUGGUGGCCCCCGCUAUUGCCCACACCUACCAUGUGGAGUUCCAGAAGGAAGGCUUUGCAAUCUGCGAGGAGUUCUGGAUGGAAGAGGGGAAAGAGCACCUGGUCUAUGCCUACAGCACCUUGAUCAUCACCUACAUCCUCCCCCUGUCGGCUGUCUCCCUCUCAUACAUCUGCAUCACCAUUAAGCUGAAGAACCACGUUGUGCCUGGCCACCCGACGCAGAACCAGGCAGAGUUCGACCGCCUGCGGAAGAGGAAGAUCUUCCGCCUGCUUGUGCUGGUGGUGGCCGCCUUUGCCAUCUGCUGGCUCCCCAUCCACGUCUUCAACAUCCUACGUGACAUUGACAUCAACCUCAUCAACAAGGACUACUUCCUUCUGAUCCAGCUGCUCUGCCACUGGUUUGCCAUGAGCUCUUCCUGCUGCAACCCCUUCCUCUAUGCCUGGCUGCAUGAUCGCUUCCGAAGCGGAUUGAAAGAGGUGUUCACCUUCAAGCAGAAGAUCAUGCCCACCAAUAACUGUGUAGCGGUCAGCGUAAUGCUCUGACAUGCUGGACUUGGAGGAGGAUCCAUGGCAGUUAGUUGGUGGGGGGAUUAGUUGUUCUUAGCUCAUAAGAUUUGCACUCUCUAGCCCACCAAAGCUCAGUCUUAUGAACUGGAAGAGCGAAGCCUCUUGAGCAAAAAGUCCACCGCCUCUGUAGGAGAAAGGUUCUCCUAGAGAAGACCCUAAAAGCACCCAAUUAUUUUUCCAUCUCUCCCUCUUUCAUACACAUGUGUGCAUGCACACACACAAACAUACACACAGACAGAAUCUGCAAUGAGAUGUUGCAAUAUGGAGUGGUUCUGUUCAGGCUGCCAGCCAGCCAGGCAUACCAUUUUCCAGAAUAUUCCAUUUCAUCCCUGCUUCUUCAUUUUUGAGCAUGUUCAGUCCUCAUUGGACUGUUGUGAGGGAGGGGAGACCUUUUUUGGGGAGGGGAUAAUUCUUUAGGUGCUGUUUUGAGUCCAUUAUUAGUAUAUACAACGAUCUAUUAGUAUAUACACACAUGAUGGUGAUGGCAGGUGAGACUCUGCAACGUGAAGCGCUCCCGUUUAGAGUCAGCCAGGCCCUUGUCCAUCCAAUUCCCUCUCCCCCAUUUCCUUACCCUUCCCAAACAGUCACACGGCAUUCUGUGGCAACUGAGAAUGCUGAAUUCUCCUCAAGCUAUUGGACCAGGUGACCCCUGGGGUCUCUUCCAGCCCUACAAAUCUGUGAUUCUGUUUUCUAUAGGCCCUUGAACCCUUAUAUUUCCAAAUAAAUAAAAAUUCCUUCCAGUAGCACCUUAGAGACCAACUAAGUUUGUUAUUGAUAUGAGCUUUCAUGUGCAUGCACACUUUUUCAGAUACCAAUGCACAUGAAAGCUCAUACCAAUAACAAACUUAGUUGGUCUCUAAGGUGCUAUUGGAAGGAAUUUUUUUAAAUUUUGUUUCAACUACAGCAGACCAACACGGCUACCUACCUGUAACCUUAUAUUUCCAGUUCAUUGCAUGCUGUGCCGUUUGCACAAAAAUGCAUUGGCCCAUGUUUUAAGUAGAGUUUCUCUUGACAAUUCCCAAUAUACUACCUGCUAUAAUCACACGGCUAAUCUUAGGGCUUUACAAAAUAAUCUCAUUUUCCUUUAGGCUUCAACAGCCGUGUGCCGCCUUUAAUAUUUCCAGCUCUUUCCCACAUCCUGCAGAUGCAACAUAACUUGAUUUUCAUCCUCUCUGGGAAUGUGUGAUUGCUCUUACUACAUUCUAAUCAGAUUACAGCCAACAUAAACACCUCACUUCUGAAGCAGUCCAGCCAUAAUGACGUACGUUCCACUGCUUUUGACUCAUCCCUCCCUUUCCACGGAACACAAUUUACAAAAGUGUUGAUAUCUUUGCUAGAGCAGGUACUGGAUGUCAGAAGGACAAAGGCAUGAAAGGAUGGCUCUCUUUCAGCCCUCCCACAGGGCAACCGUUAAAACAUGCUGGAUGAAUUCUGAUUGCUUCAGGGGCAUUCACAGAAAAGAUAAUUGUAGAUGUUGCUGCUUAGAUCCUUGUAAACGUAAGUAGAGCCCUGCUGGGUCAGAGCAAAGAGCCAUCUGGUGCAGUUUCCUGUUCCCAAAGUGGCCAAACCACAUGCCCAUGAGCAAGACAUAAGAAUAUCCUGCUCAUGUUCCCCAGCCACUGGUUUUCAGAGGCAUGCUGUGUCAGAUGCUGGAGAUGGUAAACAAGAGGAGGGUAGGUAUUGAGAGCCUUAUCUUUCAUAAAUUUGUCUAAGCGUUUCUUGUUGUUAAAUUAGGGUAGAAACAUGGAACUGCAGGAGAUCCCAUGGACUGGAAGACAAGAAGGAGCCUUACACUGAGCCAGACCACGGCUCCAUCCAGCUCAGUACUGUUUACACCAAGGAACAGGGAAGCUGUGACCCUCCAGAUAUGGCUGCAGUGCCACUCCUAUGCUCCUUAAUGGGCAUCCUGGCUGGAGCUGAUGGGAGUUAGACUCCAAUAACACCUGGAGGGGCACUACUAAUUGGUAGUGGCUCUCCAGGGUUUCAGACAGGAAGUCUCUCCCAGCCCCUAUCUGGAGAUGCUGAGGACUGUGUUCUACUAUUGGGCUAUCAUAGGCACCAACUCUAUGGGGCUAAGGACAGCUCAGCCACCCCCAGUAUGCGGGGAUAGUGCUGAGCCCCUGCAAUCUUGAGGGGCUGGGCCCUGCCGGGUCUCCCCGCAGCAGCAGAGGGCCUUGUUGGGCCUCACAGGCUCAUCCUGAAGCAUGUGAUGCCACAGUUUGUGUCACACACAUGAUGUCAUGUGUAUGCCCAGAGUGGUGGAGCAGCAGCCUGUGGGAGUGGGUGGGUUCCUAGCCACUCUGAGCCAGAGGCAUGAUUUUUGUACCCCCCUGGGCCUGCGGUUCUUGGCAGGGGCCAAACCCCUAGGUACACUCCUGGUAACUAGAAUCAAGCCAAGCUUUGUUUUCUGUGCUUCUAGAAGGUAGAUUUAUUAAAUGAGGGAGUACAUUAGUACACACCAAUCAUUUAAUGCAUCCCGCAAAGAAUCUUGGGAUGGGUAGUUUGUUAAGAGUUCUGGGAACUGAAGUUCUGGAAGGAGUAAGCUGCCGUUCCUAGGAUUCUUGGGGAGGAAUGUGCUUUAAAUGUAUGGUGUGUACACAGUGAAAGCUUUGACCUCUAUGAGGUUAAGCCCACCCAAAUCUAAGAUCUAAUCCAGGAGGUAUUUAGCUCUCUCUGCAAAGAUGCUAAAUAGGCUCUGAGCAAUUUUAACAGAGAGGGGGUUAAUAAAAAGAUAACCGUGUUUAUUUAUUUUAGAUAUUUAUUGGUCACCUUUUCAGGUAAUGGCCAUUGGAAGUGACUUACAGCAUAUAUAUUACCCUCAAUAAAACAACUAAAAAGCUAUCAAUUCCCUCCCAAAGCAGCUACCAAAUCUCUGCUAACCAACUCAUUCUUUCUGUGUUUCAUUUGUGAUUCACGGUUCUUUGCAUAUUCAAUACAUAAAGAAUACGCAGAGAAGAGGUUCUUAUAUAUUAACCAAAGGUAUAUUUUAAGCUAGUUGAAAAGAAGUGCCAGUGGGUCUGGAUUUUGUCACUUCAUACUGCUGCCUGUGUCUCCGCUGUAUGUGGCUAAGGUCUCCCACUCCAGGCAGCCUUCAGGCAGGGUCAGUGCAUUAUAAAGGAGCCACAUGGAGGCUAAUUGCUUUGCGGUCUCUGAUGAUAAUGAGAUGGAUGCCCUGAGCAUGAAGCAGAAGGCAUAAACACAGAGGAUCUGCUAAUUGCUUUGUUUUUGCAGUGUUAUUUUCUUUUAAGCACCCUUGCGCAAGCAAGCUACAUUCUCCUCUUGAGUAUCCUGCUCCAAGCGUCAGAGGAAUGGUGGCUAUAUUUGCACAUUUCAGAGAUGAAAAUGGAGACACUCUUAUACACCUGUGUUCACAGCUUGAGGGCGCCUCUCUAUUACAUGUUGCUGAAGACUCUCUCUAUUCUGCAAGAACCUGCCCUGUACUGGCUUCAGAAGAAUCAUGGGUUAGCGGAGUGAACCGUACCUUAAGAAUGUUUAAUAGAACUUAAUUUUUAACUGCUAUCUGAAUUUGGGUUGUUUGGGCAGAAAGCGAGUAGCUCAGUCAGUAAAAAGGUAAAAGGACCCCUGAUCAUUAGGUCCAGUCGUGACAGACUCUGAGGUUGCGGCGCUCAUCUUUAUUAGCCGAGGGAGCCGGCGUACAGCUUCCGGGUCAUGUGGCCAGCAUGACUAAGCCGCUUCUGGCGAACCAUAGCAGCACACGGAAACGCCGUUUACCUUCCCGCCUGAGCGGUACCUAUUUAUCUACUUGCACUUUAACGUGCUUUUGAACUGCUAGGUUGGCAGGAGCAGGGACUGAACAACAGGAGCUCACCCCGUCAAGGGGAUUCGAACCGCCGACCUUCUGAUCGGCAAGUCCUAGGCUCUGUGGUUUAACCCACAGCGCCACCCGUGUCCCUAGCUCAGUCAGUACAGCAUCCUAAAUCUCAGGGUUGUGGGUUUGAGCCCCACGUUGGACAAAAGAUUCCUCUGUUGCAGGGGGUUGAAGGGGGAUGACCCUCGUGGUCCCUCGCAACUCUACAAUUCUAGGAUUCUAGGACACAUCGUCCUAUUUGUACACCAGCCCCCAGCCCAAUAAAGAAUAUUGCUGGACUGACGAGUUAUGAACACCUCCCAGCCACUCCCAGAGGAAAUGUAUCAAAAAACAAGGACGCAAAUGGCAUGAAAUUUGCAUGUGCUAAUUGGUAUCUAUUGAUGCUAAUGCAUAUCUAAUGAUUUAGAUCUAUCUAUGGUUCACAAAUGAUGACUGUAAUUUGGAGAGAAAUAUAAUGCAUCUCAUCAUAGUGGGGAAGACUGACCAGGUGCCUGCUCACUGUGGGUGGGUGGGCAGCUUUGAGGCCCCCAUUCUCCCUUCUUGUGGUUUAUCUUAAAACUGAGCUUAUGAUGGGCAUUUCACUGCAUAUAUACAGUGACCAACUUUUACUGAAUCAAACAAUUUGUCCACCUAUCCCAUUAUUGCAGACUCCAGAGUUAGUCAAUGGGGUGUUCUCCAGGUGUUGCCUUCUCAGCCCCAGCCAACAAAGCCAAUGGUCAGGGAAGACGAGAGUUGUAGUUGCACAAAAUCUGGAAGGCACCACACUCCAAGAUCUCAGGGACAGUGAGGUCCUUCCCAGUACCAUUUCCCGGGUUCUUCUUAAGUGGAAAUGCCAUGAACAAGAACCCAGGGCUACCUGCAUACAAAACAUGUACUCUACCACUGAGCUAUAAACUGUAACUUGGACUGGUUCUCAAUAAACCACUGGUUUCCUGAGUUAAAAGUCCAACUGAGAUGGGCAUUAGGGAGGAACAUUCUAUUUUGACUGCUACAUCGCUUCCACAAUGGAACACAUCAAGGAGCAUCAUUACGUGGCUUUUCAGAGAUGAAACGGACAGAACGACUGAAGAAAAAACAAAGACUCCAUUUUUCAGCACUUAAAAUCUGGAGAAAACCUUGCAAAUAUAACUAAGCCUUAUGAAAGUUUCUGGCAAGUAAUGGAAUUUGUCUAUGUUCAUAGGAGAGGAAAUGGAUGCAAGGAGAAUAAUGUGGAUUUAAAUGGCCUACGAGAAAAGCAUGGUCCGUAGCAGAAAGGAUGAGAUGGUGGGGGGAACGUUCUGAGAAAGAAGCUCACCAUUUCCUCUGAGUCAUGAAAUGAUCUUGCCCAGUUCCCUUAACAAUAGCAUUUGAUUACAAAAGAUUAGUGUCCCUCAAAGCUUAUUACCAGGUCUAGGAAUUUGGGAUGGUGGCUUUGAACAGUGCACCUGGACAUUGCAAGCUAAGGCAAGCCACCUGAUUGCAAAAGGAGGUGAUUGCUCAGUGGAUUACAGUAGGAUCAGGGUGGGGGGACUUUGGGAAUAGUUUCAUUUGGGGGCCAGUAUCUCUGGUCUUCUCCUCCAGAUGUUGAAUUUUGUGUGCUAUUUCCACAAUUCCCUUUUAACAGUGCAAUAUGUUGUUGCUGGUGUGUCAAAGGUUAGGUCUCCUGCAGUGAUUUUCAGACAGAUAUUGAAGUGAGAUUAGGGACUGAUGAGCUGGAUGACCUCAAACUCAGAGCCCCUUUUAGCCCCAUGAUUCUUGGCUGUUAAUGACUGUUAACAGUAUGCCAAACUGGAUGAACUGGUAGAACUGCCAGAAAUUAUCCUAGUGGCCCUGGUUGGGUAGUCAGGUUUUUUUCCCUUGCAAUGGAGAAUGCUGGCUGGCUGGUCUUUUCUGGAAGAAGACAGCAUUUUAGGAAUCCUAUGACUUUGUUGAACUGUAUCAAUUGUUUUGAUGAAUUUGGUGUUGUUGUUUGCUUUAUAUGCUAUUGCAUUUGAUAUCUGUGUUUGCAGUGUUUUGUUUAAUGCUAUUGUGAGCAGCUCUGAACGCAUCAUUUGUUGCUUAAAAAGUGGGAUACAAAUACAUCAUACAGAUACAUCAUCUCGACUCAUUUCUCUGCCCUGCCCCUACUGUGGAAUUAAUUAAUUUGGUCUGUGUAAGGCAGGGGUAAGAAGGAAUUUGGCCCCAAGGGUUGGUGAUCAGGUACCAUGUUCCAGCUGGUGGUGGGUGGGGCCUGGGCUUAUUCAGACCCACACACUCCACCUGUUUUCUCUUGUGGAUCAAGGUAUGCUGGUGAUGGCAAACACCACAGCACUUCCAGCAACUGUUGUUAAAAUAAGCGCCACAAUAUGCGCCCUGAGUUUUAAAACGUAUAAUUUUUAACUUAGUCUGACAAUUUCAUCUGCUUUAUUGUCUUACAUAUGUAUGUACUUUGCACACAAAUUGCAAUGGCUUGUUGCUGAUGCAAAUAAAUAUCUAUCAGUGAUCUCCCUCAUCCUUUCCUCCACUGUUGGAUCUGGCUAACAGUGCAUGGUGCCCAUUGUGGAAGGCAGGAAAGCCAACAUUAUGCAGAGGUAAAGACAACCAAGACUUAUCACUUGCAAAGUGCUUUUCUCUCCUUGGAAUUUUGCAAGAAUGAAUUUGGCGUCAGGGCUGGCAUGGGCACUGCAUGGGCCACACUGAAGACCUCUAGGCAGGGCCAUGUGAAGAUCACCAGUAAGCUGCACAUGUGGUAAGUGUGAACAAAGAAAGCAGGUGGGAUGGUUGUAACUGGGGUAGAUUGGGGCACAAAGGGCAAAUCUACUUUCUCAAAAAAAUCAUGAUAGGUCUGGUGUUUUCCCUAGAAAUCUCUUGGGGAACAGUGAACUCGUAAGGCAUCUGUUGCAAUGUUUAGUGCUGUGAUGCUCCACCUAUGCUCCCCCUGUAUAUAUGUGCAAAUAAACCUUAUUAUCAUAUAAUA
This is a messenger RNA of Podarcis raffonei (Aeolian wall lizard), 8474 nucleotides long. RefSeq names its product prolactin-releasing peptide receptor-like. NCBI's taxonomy places the organism in Eukaryota, Metazoa, Chordata, Lepidosauria, Squamata, Lacertidae. Gene Ontology annotation, molecular function: neuropeptide binding; neuropeptide Y receptor activity. The record is from RefSeq and is a predicted model, not a curated record. The transcript is spliced from 3 exons. Bases 634 to 1686 code for a protein of 350 amino acids. Gene Ontology annotation, cellular component: neuron projection; plasma membrane. Gene Ontology annotation, biological process: G protein-coupled receptor signaling pathway.